Molecule: messenger RNA, 2104 nt
Organism: Paramecium sonneborni
Lineage: Eukaryota; Ciliophora; Oligohymenophorea; Peniculida; Parameciidae
Source: the annotation of a GenBank genome assembly
AUGGGUUCAACAUGUUGUUACAUAAAGAUGCAGAGCUCGUAAUACGGUAAAAUGAUUAUUUUAUUGAUAAAGAAAUGAAAUUAGAAUAAGGAUCUAAUCCAGUUAUGCUAUAGAAAUAGAGUGUUUCAUAAUAAGAGUAAAAUUAGAUGGUAGAUCCUGUUUCUUUAGAGAAGGAAUCGCAAAUGCAAAUAAAAGUAGAAACAAUGAAUUUAUAGAUCCAAUUAUUAUAAUUAGAAUCUAUUAAAGCUGGAAGUGAUUUAAUUGAAAAGGAAGAAAACACAAUAAAUGUAGAAACUAAACAAAUAAGAAAAUUAUCAAUUGAUUGUGAAUAAUAACAGAAUAUAAAUAACAAAGAAAUACCAAGUCCUAAUCAUUAAGAAUAAAACCUAUUAUAAUUAAGUCCAAUAUAGUUAGAUUCUGCUUUUAAUUUACCUUAACAAUCUCUAUCUCCUUCAAAAAAAAAUAAUAGAAAAGAAUCCUUAGGCGUAGAUUAAUAUAAUAAUACAACUUUUACUUCUCCUCAUCAUGCUAACAAUAAAUAAAUUUAAGAUCAGAGUUUUAGUCCUACUAAAAAAUCAAUAGGCUCUAUGAGUUCCUUAACUAUUCGAAUGGGGAUUGAGUUGUUUGUUAACUUGAAGAAAGGUUCUAUAAAUAAGGUUUACACUUUUGGUUAAGUACUUGGAUAAGGAGCAUUUGGAAAAGUAUGGAAAGUAACUCAUAAAACAACUGGUAAUGUAUUAUGUUUAAUUUAGGUUUGAUAAGACCAAUGAAACAAAUAAAAAAAUCUGAAUUAAUAAAAGAGGAUGAAUAAAAAUUAUUUUAAGAGAUGCAUAUAUUAAAAAAUCUUGAUCAUCCUCAUAUUGUCAAACUAUACGAAUUAUAUUAAGAUCAAAAUAAUUAUUAUAUGAUUACAGAAUAUUUAUCUGGAGGAGAAUUAUUUGAAAGAAUUAAGAAAAUGUAAAUUUUUACAGAAAAAAGAGCCAGUGAAUUAAUUCGAUAAAUCUUACUUGCAAUCAAUUAUUGUCAUGAUUAAAAAAUUGUACAUAGAGAUUUAAAACCAGAAAAUAUUCUUUUUUCAGGUCCUGAACCUGAAUUAAAUCUUAAAAUUAUUGAUUUUGGAUGUUCUCGUAGAUUUAAUACUUCAAAAAUGACAAAAAGAUUGGGAACUGUAUGAAAUUAUUUAAAUUAUCAAAGCCAUAUUAUAUUGCUCCUGAAGUCUUAGGCCAUAAUUAUACUGAAAAAUGUGAUAUUUGGUCAUGCGGAGUUAUUCUAUAUAUUCUCUUAUGUGGUUAUCCUCCAUUUACAGGAAAGACUGAAAAAGAAAUAUUUGAAAAAGUUAAAUUAGGCAAAUUAAGAUUUCCAAGUAUUUUUCUAAUAAUAAAAAAUUAGAUGAGGAAUGGGAAUUCAUAUCGAAAGAGGCUAAACAUUUAAUUUAAAAAAUGAUAUAAGUAGAUGUUAAUUUAAGAUAUUCUGCAUCUUAAGUUUUGAGUGAUCCUUGGUUCUAAAAACACACACAUUAUUAACCUAUUAAUAAAAAAGUGUUAGAAAAUUUAUCUCAAUUUUAAGCAACCAGUGAAUUUAGAAUUGCCAUAGUUUAGUAUAUAAUAUCGCAAAUGACUAAUCAUAAAGAGAUUGAAGAUUUACAACAUACUUUUUAAUCUUUAGAUGCAAAUAGAGAUGGAGUUCUAAGUAAAGAAGAACUUAUUCAAGGAUAUAAGAAAAUUAUUAAAAAUUAAGAGUAAGCUGAAUUAUAAGCUGAAAGAAUUUUGGAAGAUAUAGAUAAAAAUUUGUCUGGAUAAAUUGAUUAUAGUGGUAAAUUAUUCAAUUUAACUUAGAAUUCAUCAUGGCAUCUAUCAAUCAAUCGAAAAUCCUUUCGUAAAAAAAAAUCGAAUAAGCAUUUCGCAUAUUCGAUCUGGAUGGUGAUGGAUAUAUAACAAAACAAGAAUUAGAAGAUGUUAUGGGAACAUUAAAUUAAGACGUUUGGCAAUUAUUUCUUUAAGAAACUGAUCACAAUUAGGAUGGCAAGAUUUCGUACUAAGAAUUUCUCAAACUAUUCUCAUAAUGAAUGUUUGUAUUAAACUAACAUGAAGUUAUUAUAUUGGGA